Acanthosepion pharaonis is the source of this 513-nucleotide messenger RNA. The record is from the annotation of a GenBank genome assembly. NCBI's taxonomy places the organism in Eukaryota, Metazoa, Mollusca, Cephalopoda, Sepiida, Sepiidae.
AUGUUUGAAAAAUUAACUGAUGAUAUUGUAACAAAAAUCCCUUUAAAAAUGGAGAUCUAUCUAUCUAUCUAUCUAUCUAUCUAUCUAUCUAUCUAUCUAUCUAUCUAUCUAUCUAUCUAUUUGAAUGGCAUUAUUUUGAGAAAAAAUAAAUGCUUCUUUCUUUCUUUCUUUCUUUCUUUCUUUCUUUCUUUCUUUCUUUCUUUGGUGCAUAUAGUUUCUUUUUUUCUUGUUUGUGCAGUGGCUGUAGCAGUUAAUGCACUUGUCUUAUCUAUCUAUCUAUCUAUCUAUCUAUCUAUCUAUCUAUCUAAUUUAGUUUGUUCUCUAUUUCUUUCUUUCAGUAUGUCAUAUCUAAUUAACUAUCUCAAUAUAUUCUCAUCCCACUCUCUCUGUCUCUCUAUAAAUAUAUAUCUGUCUACUUUUAUUUACCCAUGUAUUAUCUAUGUAAUUAACUUAAUGUGUUGUUAUCUCACUCUCAUUGUCUACUUCUAUCUAUCUAUCUAUCUAUCUAUCUAG